This is a messenger RNA of Culicoides brevitarsis, 1143 nucleotides long. Its product is annotated as coiled-coil domain-containing protein 50. The record is from RefSeq and is a predicted model, not a curated record. Bases 86 to 1126 code for a protein of 346 amino acids. The transcript is spliced from 7 exons. Lineage: Eukaryota; Metazoa; Arthropoda; Insecta; Diptera; Ceratopogonidae.
UAUUAAUUUAAAUAUUUAUAUUUAAUGUUAUAUUUAUUGUUUUAGGUUUUUUUGUCAGUUCAAAGGUCCUUCAAAAAUUCACAAAAUGUCCGAUUGUAAGGAAUAUGAUGAUUUAUUUCCUCGAAGUGUAAAUGAAGCUGUACGCAAUUUCCGAUUAAAAGAAGACUUUUCACUUGCUUCCGCAUUACAAGAGCACGAAUAUACGGUGGCUCGAGAAGAAAAUCGAAUUAAAAAUUCAUUGCUACGAAUCGAUUAUCCGAAAGCUCUUGACGAACAACAGAAAGAAAAUGAAAAUGCUCAGCUUGAAGAACAAAAGAAAAAAUCUUUAGAACGACGAAGACAAAAAAUUGAUGAAGAGAUAGCUCGAGAACUGGCGCAACAACUAAGACAUGAAAGAAAAUACAAAGAAAAGAAGAAAAAUGAUGUACAGCAUACAUUACACUUAGAACAGCAUACUCCGAUAAAGAUCAAACAAGAGCAUAAUUUUAUAAGAGACAUCAAAUAUGGCAACUCAUCUGAAAAAGAGAUACAAGAUAAACACACAGCUCUUGAAGCUUUAAGAUUGUUAGAUUGCGAUGUUGCAGAUGCACUUAAGAAACUCGAACAAGAACAAAGUGAUCAAGAGUUGGCUUGGAAAAUACAGAAUUUAGAGAUAUCUCCCAAUUUAACACAAGAAAAUAUUGAUAUGAAAUUAGCAUUAGAGGCACAAGACGAAGAAGUUGCACGAAUGUUAUACAGCAGAGAGAAAGCUAAGUUAAAGAAAGCUCGAGAAAAGGCUCGAUUAAAAAAAGAAAAAAAUAAGCAAAGCCAAGAUUUGAUUUACCACGAUAAUUCUGAAAAGGGAACAAGUCUAACGACAGAUACAUACAACUUUACCAAAAAGGACAACGUCACUGAUGAAAAUAUUUAUUUAGAUCCAUUUGACAUUAAGGACUCUUCAGCAUGUAUGUCUGAAGUCACCUCUGAAAAAAACGAUUCAGGUGCAGACCCAAACAUUUUAUUUACAAAAGUAAAUCAUACAACCAAAAAAGAUGAUGAUAUUCCGCCAUACAUGCCAAUUCAAGGAAGUCGGAGACAACAAACUGAAAUACCAAGAAAAAAAAAGGACAAAUGCUCGCAACAAUGACAAAUUUGUGUACCGAU